Messenger RNA from Rodentolepis nana, 747 nucleotides. The record is from the annotation of a GenBank genome assembly. Lineage: Eukaryota; Metazoa; Platyhelminthes; Cestoda; Cyclophyllidea; Hymenolepididae.
AUGGAAGGCAAAAACACCGAGCUUAAUAGGAAUACUAGCCAAAUCACCAACGGUGAUAUACCAGGUCAGUCACAAAGAACGAAUUCUGACUCGGUUAUGGCCAAUCUUACUUCGGACCCGUUUCGCGAAUAUCAAAAUGUACGCUUAAACCCUGAGAAUGUAGAGGAAUUUUGGAAACAGGCCAGCACCAUCAUCAGUGAAAGGGUAAAAUGGGUUCUUGGUCACCUACUUGAACCAUCUCAACAACCCACUCGACCAUCGCAAUCCCAUUCUCUUGAGCAUGCAGCAAAUGCAAGACUGCCUAAUGUCCAAACAUGUAGUGGCCCAUCAACACCAUUAUUGGGAUCACUUACAGUUCAACAAUAUAUUGAUGAGUUCAAUAAAGAAGCACUUGGUCAACGGUCAAACGAAAGUGAUAUAAGCUCCCAAAGAACGGAAAAUUGGAAACGACAUGUAGACUAUUUAAUUGAAAUGGCUGAAAGGAGCCUCGUUGAUAUACGCAAUAUUUACGGGAGAAAUCUAACGGGCUCUAAACAUCGACGAAUAGAUGGUAUGGCGGAAAGACGUUUUGAUAUUUCUCGAUUGGACAACAUGGAGGUCCCGAGUGUUCCCUUGUUUAGUGAUAUGCCUCUUGCUAAGGCAAUGGAAGAACAUCUAUCUUCGCAAUCGAGUGCUCAUACUUCCGAUUCCUCAGAUGAAGAACUGGAUGAUAUAAAGAUUGUUGAAAUUGUGGGCGGAGAAGAAUGA